CAAAGAGAGAGUUUCAUCGUGAGACACAAAAAAAAAAGCGCCUAUACAUACACAUUUUUGUAUACACAUCUAUAAAUUAUCUCUGCCGUCUUCUUCCUCUCUUAUCUCUCUACACACACCAGAAGUUUUUGUAAAUGGUCUCUAAGAAUCCGAAUCCUGCAGACGGUUCUUUCUUGGAUCCGAACGCUAUGACGGUUCCUUCUAUUGGACCUUUCACGGCCGUGGCGGAUGCGGCGGAGACUGUCUCUUCGUCGGAGGAUCUCAGCAAGAAGAUUAGGAAGCCUUAUACUAUUACCAAGUCGAGAGAGAGCUGGACGGAGCCUGAGCACGAUAAGUUCCUCGAAGCUCUUCAGCUGUUUGACCGAGAUUGGAAGAAGAUUGAAGCUUUUAUUGGGUCAAAGACUGUGAUUCAGAUACGAAGUCAUGCUCAGAAGUAUUUUCUUAAGGUCCAAAAGAGUGGGACGGGUGAACAUCUCCCUCCUCCUCGACCUAAAAGGAAAGCCGCUCAUCCAUAUCCUCAGAAAGCUCACAAGAAUGCUCAACCUCAAGUAUCAGGGUCCUUCAAAUCAACACCUGAACCAAAUGACCCGAGUUUCAUGUUUAGGCCUGAGUCUUCUUCGAUGCUGAUGACUUCUCCAACCACUGCUGCUGCAGCAGCUCCCUGGACUAAUAACGUGCAAACAAUUAGCUUCACACCCCUCCCAAAAGCAGGAGCAGGAGCGAAUAACAACUGUUCUAGUAGCUCUGAAAAUACUCCAAAACCACGAUCCAACAGGGACACAAAUGAGCAGGCUAAUCCUGGCCAUUCAUUAAGAGGUAAGCAUUGUUACACAAUCUCUACUAUUUGUCUUUUGCUUACCAUUUGUUUACUAAAGAUCAGUUUCUUCGUCUAUGUUUCAGUUUUACCGGACUUUGCCCAAGUAUACAGCUUCAUUGGAAGUGUAUUUGACCCAUAUGCAAGUAAUCAUCUACAAAAGCUGAAGAAGAUGGACCCUAUCGAUGUGGAAACGGUGUUGCUAUUGAUGAGAAACCUAUCCAUCAACUUAUCUAGCCCUGAUUUUGAGGAUCAUAGACGGCUUCUCUCGGCUUAUGAAAUCGGUUCCGAGACAGCAACUGAUCCUGGUGGAGUGAGUAAAACCAUGAAGAAAGAUCCACCUGAAAUCUCUACUUGAAGGUAAUCGUAGAGGGAAAUUAUGAAGUGUCUCAGGUGCGCAAAACAAAAAUUGGCUACCGAACACAUAGAUUCUGUUGUGGGUUUUGUUUUGUACAUAUGAAGAAGAUGAAGCUGACAUUGAGCGGUUUGGGUUUUGUUUUACAUGUAGAAUGUAUUAUCUUUACCAUCGUCUUCUUUUCUUUAAGAUGUAAAGUCUCUGUGGUGGAGACCAAAUCUCUUGGCUUAGCUUUUUUUCCUUCUUCUUGUUUCCUUUUAGUGUAACAUAAGAGCAACAUAAAUAACAUAUUUUCAAAACAAAAAAGCAUAUAUUUUCAGAGCAGGUGUAAUAUAAUUUAAGAAUGUG
This is a messenger RNA of Eruca vesicaria subsp. sativa (arugula), 1517 nucleotides long. NCBI's taxonomy places the organism in Eukaryota, Viridiplantae, Streptophyta, Magnoliopsida, Brassicales, Brassicaceae. The record is from the annotation of a GenBank genome assembly.